Molecule: messenger RNA, 1413 nt
Organism: Symbiodinium sp. CCMP2456
Lineage: Eukaryota; Dinophyceae; Suessiales; Symbiodiniaceae
Source: the annotation of a GenBank genome assembly
AUGGGCUUGUGGACAAAUGCUUCUCCCUUUGUAGCCAUGUCCAUGCAGGUGCCCAUUUCGUUGGACUUCGCCCUCUCCCUCCGUCAAGGAGCCACAUCCUCGGGCUUCUUUCUCAGCUGUGGGGUGAUCACUGGAUUGUGCGCUAUGGCAGCUGGUAAAAAACUCGUGGAUGAAGAGAACUGGAAUCAGUUUUAUGUGCGGCGGUUGCUGAUCGUUAUUCCUCUCAUUGCGAUGGCACUUAGCUUUGCGUCCGCCAUCUUCAUCAACGAGACAUCAGGCAGCGAACAGGUGUAUCUGGUCUGGUGGGUGAUGAUCGGCUUCACAGUCGCGGGAUCUUUCAUUGGCCCCCUCUCCGUGAUCCCGGGCAUCAUCUUUUGGACGAAGAUUACAAAGUCCAAGAAUCGAACCUUCUGGAUGAUCCUGACGCAGUGCGCUCGAAACCUUGGCCUGGUAGUUGGGCCCGGUCUCUUUGCACUGCUGCGGACGGCUGUGACUGGUGGGGGUGACAGAGUCUGUCCACGCAGCAUGAUGGGAUGGGUGAACCUGACCCUGCUGUUCUUCUCCCUGAUCUCGGCCUCCUUCGGUGCCUUCGUCAUGCCGGCAAGGAUGCCUGACUAUCCUUUGAACUUGGAGGAGGAUGACGAGGACGAUCCGGACGAGCUGGUCAUGAUCUCUGACGCUCACCUCGAGGCCAUGCCUGAGCCGGAGCGAGAGCGGGUGGUCUGGAACAUGAUUUGGUAUGCCUUCGAGCGGCCUUUCACGUUGGCAGCCGUUGAGGUCUCGACGCUUAUGAUGUUGGAGGUCUACUACGGCUGGGAUCCAUACAUGACCGGCAUUUGUUUCACUGCGGUUUGUUCCCUGGGCAUCAUCAUGUCCAUCGGCACCACUGUUGCCUUGGUCAAAGGCUGGGUGGUUGAGUCCCAUGUCUUCAUUAUUUCUGCGGCCUCCUCGAUCAUUGGCUGUCUGUUCCUCGUGGAGAUAGUUCCCACUCCGGGCUGGACUCUGCUCAUCGCUGACUGCAUCAUCUACACGGGGGCUACGGUUGCCAACGGCUUCGCCGAAGGCUGGGCCAGCCGUGCAGCGAAAGAGGGCACCAGCUUCAGCAAUGCCGAGUAUCGGUUGCGUCAGCUGUCAGCAGUGACGGUCAGCCGAUUCAUGGGUCCCAUCGUCGGUCGCUUCCUGGUAGACUAUGGGGGCCGAAACGUCUACGCAGUAGCCCAGCUGGUUAUGUGCUUGAUGGGAACGAGGACGGUUUACAAGACGGUGGGUCUUAUCUGGCGCUGGAACCGCGCCAACCCCCAGGUGAGUGUCAAGGACACGGAGGUCCCCGCUGCGGAGAAGCUUCUGAAGGGCGAGGAGCAGUCCAAGAUCAAGAACGGAUCUCCGAUCGAAGCCGCGCCGGAAGACCAAUGA